AUGACUGUUGAAUUUGCGUUAAAGAUUUUUUUCACUCUCGAUGAGCAUUUAUAUGAGAAUCUCGUCCGGGUAAGCUGUGAGAACGAUAACAGUUUCAUAGCAAAUAAGAAGUAUAUUGAUGGGGACAUGCAAAGAGUAAAGAAGCUAGAUAGAGAUGUCAGUAAGUGUAUUUCUACUUAUGGAAUCAGUAGUUUGGAAAACAUUAUACUAGAAUUGGUGGAGAAUGCUGUUGAUGCAGAAUGUGAUGCCGUUACAGUGAGAUUGAAUCUUAAUAAGAAUACCUUGAUUGUUAGUGACAAUGGAAGAGGAAUGACAUCACAAGAACUCGAUGAUUUGGGAUCAGGAUGUACUUCGAAGAUUCGUAAUUUGAAUGAUAUUGGAGAAUGUAAAACUUAUGGUUUCCGGGGUCAGCUGCUUGCUAACAUUGCUAAGAUCAGUCAUUUGUCAAUAGUUCUGCACCCUCGAGGUGAAGUCAGUCAUAGAAUUGAAUUCGGUGGAAAUUCAGAAACACACGAUCUUGAAGAUGAAUUAAUCAAUCCUAAAAAUUGCAAUUUUUACUAUUUGCAACCUCAUCACACUCACAUAAUAGUGAAGGAUUUCUUCUAUAAUUUACCUGUUCGACAGUUGAUAGUAUACGACAAGUUCUUAUUAAGCUUGAAAAAGGGUUUGGCUCAUUUGGAGCUUGGUAAACUAAAAGUCUUCAUCAAUCAAGAGUUGAAAUUAGAAGUGUCUCAUACUCUUCCACCUAUAAAUGAAAUAUUUGGUCUAAAAUGUAGAUUCAAGAAGGUUACCACAUCUAUGGGAAAGAUUGAACUCACCGCAUAUAUCAGUGAAGAUACUAAGCAAGGUUUUCAAUUCAUGUUGUACAAUAAUAGGCCGAUUGACUUGAAAAUUCUGAUUAAGAAUAUUUGUUUGAUUCAGUUCAAAGGUCCAGUUGUGAUAAACGAGUUAUUUCAAGACUCUAGAAAGAUGAUCUGGUUUUCUAAAUACAAUGAUGAUAUGAUUUAUAUGUUGGAAAAGAUAUUCUCCAACAAUCUAGUAUCUCCAAAGAAAGCAUCUCCAAAAAAGGUGACUUUAAAACAACUGUCAAUACUUUCGCCGAAAAGACUAUUCCCUUCCAAGAGACUAACAAGAAGUACUUCAAGCAGCAAUCAUGAUUUAAAAUUAGAAGAACUUCCAAAAAGCAUGAAUAGACGUGAUUUGAAGGAAAUGCAGGUCAUAAAUCAAAUCAAUAAAGCGUUCAUUCUUGUGAGAUCUAAGGGCCAGCUAUUCAUGAUAGAUCAACAUGCAAUGGAUGAAAGAAUUAGAAUCGAGAACCUAUUUCGAUCCUUUUUUGAAGACAUGCAGAUGAUUACGGUAUCUAUCGGGCUCACUGAAGACCAAUCAGAGCUAUUCUGCAGGUUCAAAGAGUAUCUCAAUCAGUUCUUACGCUAUCAAGACAAUUCCAUUAUCGAAAUUCCGGCAAUAUUACAGAUAUUACCGAAAAAUAAACUCAUGGAUGGUAUUAUGGCAUACAUAGAGGAUAUUAUCAAUUCCGUCAAAUUCAGAUUGACAGGCAAUUGGUUUCAGGAUAUUAACAAUCUACCCACUUUUAUCAUUGACUCACUCAACUCAAAAGCUUGCAGGACAUCGGUAAUGUUCGGAGACAAAUUGACCAAAAAGGAGAUGAUGCAGAUGAUUGCCGAUCUCAGCCGUUGCCAUUUACCAUUUCAAUGUGCUCAUGGACGUCCAUCAAUUAUUCCCCUACUUGAUUUGUAA
Yamadazyma jaroonii is the source of this 1758-nucleotide messenger RNA. NCBI's taxonomy places the organism in Eukaryota, Fungi, Ascomycota, Pichiomycetes, Serinales, Debaryomycetaceae. The record is from the annotation of a GenBank genome assembly.